Strongylocentrotus purpuratus (purple sea urchin) is the source of this 2903-nucleotide messenger RNA. RefSeq lists its product as uncharacterized. The coding region runs from base 130 to 2259 and encodes 709 amino acids. Lineage: Eukaryota; Metazoa; Echinodermata; Echinoidea; Camarodonta; Strongylocentrotidae. The record is from RefSeq and is a predicted model, not a curated record. The transcript is spliced from 4 exons.
CCGUUAACGACUUCGAGUAGCUUGAUUGUACAUCACAUAUCCAGAAUUUGUUGAUCAAGAGUAAGAACAUUAUUAUAUUUUAUACAUUUGAGAGUGACAAGUUGCGAAAAAGUCUACAACGUCGUUACAAUGCCAGGUUUUGUACGUGAGCAGAGCCGUGGGAUGGUAACGGGGUGCACCAACGGAGAUGCCCGGGUAGCUCGGGCGGUCAACGAAGCGAUGAUGCGGGGGCUAGCUGCGGGGGAUCAGGCCAACCUUACAGCUUUGCUUACUGAACACUUCGGGCAAGACAGCGACGAGGGAAUUCCUGAUAAUGACGAGGACAUGUUAUACGAUGAGACUGACGACGAAAUGGACAUUGGAGAAGAGGGAGAGGAGGAUAUGGAACUGGAUGAAGGUGAAGAUGAUGAUUUUCAGCUUGUUGUCCCUAAUUUGGCUGGAGAAGUGUUGGAAAGAGUUGGGACUGACGAUUGGUCUUCGGAAGCAAACGAUGAAGAACUUCUUCGUGUAGAGAACUUUGAAAAGUGCACCUGCAAGUCAAGAGCAUCAUCGUGCAUCACGCAGUUUGAUCCCACUUUUGUUCUGCGACUGAGAGCGCAAAUGAUGGACGGAGCGUUGAAAACUGAAGAAAGGAAAAUGUUUAUCAUGGGGCGAGUGAGCGCGACAAUCCAGUGCGGUAAGACAACCCAAUGCUCUAAGAGAGCCGGACAAAAGGAUAGACAGAGGGCAAGAGUCAGCUACAUGGUAGAGGGGAAGCGUGUGUGCAGGGAGACCUUCAUGUUUCUACACAGUGUUGGUGACACCCAGCUUCGGAAUAUCACCAAAAGCUAUCUACAGAAAGGGGUCGUCUCUCCAUCUAAGGCAUCAGGUGGCAUCAAGGCGAACAAAGCAGCUCUUACCAGCGAUGACAUCAACAGAGUUGUGACGUUUAUCACAAACUUCGCAGACACCCAAGGCCUCGUCAUUCCAGGGCGCAUCAGUGGCAUCAAGAGCUCCGAUCCCCGUAUAAGACUUCUCCCGACCAAUCAGACGAAGGCGUCUGUCUGGAGGUGCUAUGAGACGGAACUUGCCUCCAAGAAUGAUCAGCGUGUGGCAAAAGGACUUCCUCCUCAUAGAAGUGCAAAGCAGACAACAUUUCUUAAUGUUUGGAGGAGAUACUGCCCCUUUGUGAUCACAUCUCGCCCCAAAACUGACCUGUGCUGGCAGUGCCAGAAGAACAACUCUGCAGUGUACCAGAGCGCCAACCUAACUGAGGAAGACAAGCUCGGCCGUAUCCAGACCCAGACAGAACACCUUGCCCAUGUUGCUGUUGAGAGGAACCUAUACCGGGACAUGGUUCUUGACUCCCAAGCUGCCGUCAAGGAAGGGAGAGAUGGGGAGGAAAUGCACUACUCCUUUGACUAUGCUCAACAGAUGCAUUUUCCCACCGAUCCUGAUCAGCCUGGCCCCAUGUAUUUCCUAUGCCCAAGGAAAUGCGGUUUGUUUGGAGUGACAUGUGAUGGUACAAACAAGCAAGUUAACUACCUCAUCGAUGAAGGGAUGACUUCAAGCAAAGGUUCCAACUCUGUAAUAAGUUAUCUUCACGACUACUUUGAUCAGUUUGGGAGGGGUGAGCGAGUGCUGCAGUUGCACUGUGAUAACUGUGGAGGACAGAACAAGAACAAAUUUCUCAUGUGGUAUCUCGCCUGGAGAACUCUGUGUGGUUUGCACGACGAGAUUGGUGUUCAUUUCAUGGUAUCCGGACACACAAAGUUUUCACCCGAUCGUGCAUUUGGCCUUGUGAAACACCGAUACAAGAGGACCUUCGUCAGCAGCCUGCAGGACAUCAGUGACGUUGUAGAGGAGAGCUCUGUGAACGGACACAACAUUCCUCGACUUGUGGGACUGGAGGAUGGUACAGUUACCGUACCAAGCUACGACUGGCAGAGCUUUCUUGCACCGUUCUUCUUCCCUUUCGUUGGCAUCAAGAAGUACCAUCACAUCAGGUUUCACCGUGACCACCCUGGUGUAGCUUUUGUAAAGGUGCAGCCUUCCGAUGAGGAAAAGAGGAUCCAGCUUCUUCGUUCACCAACCAACCAACCACCGCGCGAGCUGCCUGAACCAGUAUCACCUCCCGGACUGACAAGAGCACGAGCUACUUACCUGCACAGAACUAUUCGAGAGUUCUGUACAGCAUCUACCCGCGACAUCGUCUGUCCCGCUCCAGAGCAAGAUGCUGAGACUGAGAGUGAUGGUGAUUCUUCAUCUCCGGAGAAUUAAUUUUUGUUAGCUGUUACGAGAGCUGAAUUGUGUUUUGUUUUGUUUGUGCACACUGUUCAAUACAUACAUUCAAUCGCUUUGAGAUGGACUUGCAAAUCUAAAUUCAGUUCAUUAUAAAACUUUUCCAUUGAAGGUAAUGUCUGUACUUGUGAUGAAAAAUAUUGAUCUAUUUGUGGGAUACAAUGCUUAAAAUACAUGGAUGCUUAGGGUCACGUGCACUGUCUUUAUGUGUAAGUUGAAAAGAGCCCCUGGACAUUUGACCAAUAUUUUAUGGGAGUUGGUGGAAUAUUAAUUGACAUCUCGUUGAUAGUUGUUUAAUAUACAUAACUGUGCAAUGCUAGACCACUCUCAUGUCUGCUUUAUUAUAAUUAGCAAUAUUUGUGUAUCUUUGCAAUAAACACAGUAAUUUAUUUAUAAACAUAUUUUCCAGGUCUGGUACCAGUAUGAAAUAUUAUUCUGAGGUGAAUUGUUUAGUUUUCACUUAGUAGGAUGCACUUAUUUUUUAUUGAUAUCGAUAAUGUUAUGCAUAUCUGUUUAUUCUUUUGAAGUUGUUUCAGAUAAAUGUACUAGUGCACGGUCAUUUUCAGGAUUUGACUUGGGAAAUAUUUCCAUGGAAUGAUUAAAACAAUAAUAUUUUGAAUGAA